Molecule: messenger RNA, 2723 nt
Organism: Gymnodraco acuticeps
Lineage: Eukaryota; Metazoa; Chordata; Actinopteri; Perciformes; Bathydraconidae
Exons: 5
Coding region: 427-1962 (511 amino acids)
Biological process (GO): lipid transport; lipoprotein metabolic process
Cellular component (GO): membrane; extracellular region
Molecular function (GO): lipid binding
Source: RefSeq, a predicted model, not a curated record
AAAAUGAAACCUAACACGUCAGCCCUUAUGUCAACACAAGUCCUUAACAAGUAGUCUGGCGUUAGUGCUUUCAGCAGAUUAGUCGUAUAGUUUCUCGGGUCAGUGUUAGUUACAAGUUAGAUGUACAAUAUUUUUCUGUUUUCAUUUUAAACACGCAGGUAAUAAGUUGUGGAGGAAUUGAAGAACGCACACUGUCAAAGGAGAAACAUGUCUGCUGCAAGAUGAAAAUAAGAAGCCACUCCCCACGCCCCUCUGAGUGAUAUCUGGUUAAAAAGAACACAAUGGUGCUCUAGGAGGAGAUUCAGAAAGGACCUCCAGGAGGCCUUGUGCUGCUACACCGCAGACACCCUCAUCGACAUCGACACAGUGAAAGAAUUCUGUGAGCAGAGUUCUAAAUGGAUACUAAAGAGGGAGAAAGAGUUGGAUAUGAUGAUUGACAUCAAAACCAGGGCUGAUAACAUUGACCUCAGCAUUGGCCAUGUUACCCAGUCACAGACCAGAGGUAAAGCCUUUCUGCAAUAUAUGAAGAGCAAGGUAACCCAGGUGACUGCAGACAGCAGGCGAGCAGAUCUGGAGAAGGAGCUGGCUGCUCUGCUGAAGUCCACUCUGGAAGGCCUGGAAGAGCUCGACUGCUUCUUGGCUGCGGUGGAGAAUCUGGCGGUCACCUCACUUCAUUUGUUCAUGGAAGAGAACCAGGUGUUACAUCUGCCUGAAGGGAUCAGCCCUGUAACGGUUCAGCUUGUCAUCAUUGCUGCACGGAUUAUCUGCCCUCACCUCCUCGAGUUUAAAAGAGUUGCAGACGCCUUCUUCUGCCCCAAACUUCAGAAUGUGGAAGUGCUGGCAUAUCAGCUGGACAAAUACAUAAGGACCACCGAGAACAUCUGUGAGAAGUUAGAGAAAAGCUCCUUCUGUGACUUUUCACUGAAGAUGAACGACGAUACACUGGUAGACCUCGCUGUGGAUUUGUCUGAAGACGACACGCAAAGGAUGCUUCAUCACAUUAAUCAGCUCGAGGAACUCAGGAUGAACCAGAGCUUCCGGAUGGUGUUCUUGUUUCAGGAGGACGAACCCUGCUCAAGCUUCAUCGAUAAGUUUAAAGAGCGACAGCAGAGGAUGGAACAGUCUCUCAAGGACCUGGAGGAGCAUGCUGUUCAGUUAGACAGGAUGAAUAAGGGAGCAAAGAUCUCCAGUGUGGCAGGCAGCUCAGUGGGGGCAGUAGGAGGUGUGCUCUCCAUCGUUGGUUUGGCUUUAAUUCCUGUAACAGCUGGAGUGUCUUUGGUUCUGACAUUGACCGGGGUAGGCAUGGGAAUUACAAGCGGAGUCAACAGCGCUGUCACCACCGCCACAGAGAUUGGAGUAAACCAUACAUAUCAAAAGAAAGCCAGAGAAGUCUUCGAGAGCUUCAUGGAGGAUGUGCAGUGUCUCCAGGAGUGUCUGGAGGAGGUCAUCAAAAGAGAACAAACCCACAUAGAUGUUGUUCUCGGGGUCGGCAAGGUCCUAGCUAAAGCAGGUGUUACUGGUAAAGGUAUUGACUCAUUAGUUGAUGCAGCCUCUGCUUUCAAGCUGUUAAAAAGUGAAGAGCUGGCUAUGAGUGCUGGUAAAGUGGCAUUGCAGGAAGGGAAAGCUUUACGCAGCGUUCCCAGGGUGGCGUCAGAUAUCCCAGAUAUCGGUCAGGCAGCAGUCAAAGGGCCUCUUGCCCUCUCCAACUCAGCCAGGGCCGGUCUCAUAGGGCUCAAUGCUCUGUUCCUUGGCAUGGAUAUCUUCUUCAUCUGUAAAGAUAGCAUGAGUCUGGCCAAAGGAAGCGAGACUGAGGUCUCACAGUUUAUCAGAGCCAGAGCAGCACUUUGGAGAUCAGAGGUGGAUUCAAUGCAGACAAUCCAUGACCUCCUCUGCGAAGGUUUGAAGAUAUCGGAAGAAAACAAAGCUAUCCUGAGAUGCCAAUUUUUCCAGAGAGGAAGAUGAAAAAGCACUAAGAAACCAAAGUGGACAUUUCAUCCAAUGAAAUCCAAGUGUUAUCAGAUGAAAUGUCGAUGUUAUCUGAUAAAGACAAUUACUGUAUUUGUGUUCUAUGUUGCCAAAUCUGACACUUUAAUCAUAUAAAUGAGAUCAGCUGAGUCCGUUGUGUAUACAGAAUAAAUGAAGUACAUUCUAUAAGCUGUAUGAUCUGCAUUAUUUGUAAGUAUAAUUCUAACUGCCUUAUUUAUUGCACAAAUUAAUCAAUACAGUUUUAAACAGUUAAAUGUUGUUUCUGUUCACUUCAAUGUUGGAUAGAUUAAGAUUGUAUAGAUAUCUAUUUGAAUCAUUUGGAUGUUUUUAAAUGAUAGCAUGAUCUUAAAUAAUCUUCUCCAAGCUGCUCAACCACACCAUUUAUAGUUUACAUGUUCAAUCUCUCGUAAUGACAAUACCUGCACCUGCAUUUUGCAAUAAUGUUGACAAAUUAAGUUUGACAAUAUUAGUUCAGUUUAAAUGUAAACAUAUUUCUUGAAUUUAUAUUUGGAAAUGUGUAUUGUUUUAUAUGUAUUGUUUGUACCACUAUGACACUGCAGAUAUUAUUUGUCUCUAACUUGUCUUAUUAUUGGUAGGCCUACUAGAUGAGUAUUUUGUAAAUUGUGAAUUUUGUCAUUUCUAUAUUUUAUACAUACGUAUUAAUUAAUAGUAUGCUAUCUUUGGCUCUUUACUUGCUGUACAAAUGUAGUUGUACCCUCUGUGGGAUGAAUAAAGGU